This is a messenger RNA of Rangifer tarandus platyrhynchus (Svalbard reindeer), 1518 nucleotides long. The record is from the annotation of a GenBank genome assembly. NCBI's taxonomy places the organism in Eukaryota, Metazoa, Chordata, Mammalia, Artiodactyla, Cervidae.
AUGGCGGAGUCGGCCGGAGCCUCCUCCUUCUUCCCCCUUGUUGUCCUUCUGCUUGCCGGCAGCGGCGGGUCCGGGCCCCGGGGGAUCCAGGCUCUGCUGUGUGCGUGCACCAGCUGCCUCCAAGCCAACUACACGUGUGAGACGGAUGGGGCCUGCAUGGUCUCCAUUUUCAACCUGGACGGGAUGGAGCAUCAUGUGCGCACCUGCAUCCCCAAAGUGGAGCUGGUCCCCGCUGGGAAGCCCUUCUACUGCCUGAGCUCCGAGGAUUUGCGCAACACACACUGCUGCUACACUGACUUCUGCAACAAGAUCGACCUGAGGGUGCCCAGCGGUCAUCUCAAGGAGCCUGAACACCCCUCCAUGUGGGGCCCCGUGGAGCUGGUGGGCAUUAUUGCCGGCCCAGUGUUCCUCCUGUUUCUCAUCAUCAUCAUUGUUUUCCUUGUCAUUAACUAUCAUCAGCGCGUCUAUCACAACCGCCAGAGGCUGGACAUGGAGGACCCCUCGUGUGAGAUGUGUCUCUCCAAGGACAAGACGCUCCAGGACCUGGUCUAUGACCUCUCCACGUCAGGGUCUGGCUCAGGGUUACCCCUUUUUGUCCAGCGCACAGUGGCCCGGACCAUCGUUUUACAGGAGAUUAUUGGCAAGGGCCGGUUUGGAGAAGUGUGGCGUGGCCGCUGGCGGGGCGGUGAUGUGGCUGUGAAAAUAUUCUCUUCUCGGGAGGAACGGUCUUGGUUCCGGGAAGCAGAGAUCUACCAGACAGUCAUGCUUCGCCAUGAGAACAUCCUUGGGUUCAUCGCCGCUGACAAUAAAGAUAACGGCACCUGGACACAGUUGUGGCUCGUGUCAGACUAUCAUGAGCAUGGCUCCCUGUUUGACUAUCUGAACCGGUACACGGUGACCAUUGAGGGGAUGAUCAAGCUGGCCUUGUCUGCCGCAAGUGGGCUAGCACACCUGCACAUGGAGAUUGUGGGCACCCAAGGGAAACCUGGAAUUGCUCAUCGAGACUUAAAGUCAAAGAACAUCCUGGUGAAGAAAAACGGCAUGUGCGCCAUCGCAGACCUGGGUCUGGCUGUCCGUCAUGAUGCGGUCACAGACACCAUUGAUAUUGCCCCUAACCAGAGGGUGGGAACUAAACGAUACAUGGCCCCUGAAGUACUCGAUGAGACCAUCAACAUGAAGCACUUCGACUCCUUUAAAUGUGCUGAUAUCUAUGCCCUCGGUCUUGUGUACUGGGAGAUUGCUCGAAGAUGCAACUCUGGAGGAGUCCAUGAAGAAUAUCAGCUGCCAUAUUAUGACCUAGUGCCCUCUGACCCUUCCAUUGAGGAGAUGCGGAAGGUUGUAUGUGACCAGAAGCUACGUCCGAACAUCCCAAACUGGUGGCAGAGUUAUGAGGCGCUGCGGGUGAUGGGGAAGAUGAUGCGGGAGUGCUGGUACGCCAACGGCGCAGCCCGCCUGACCGCGCUGCGCAUCAAGAAGACCCUCUCCCAGCUCAGUGUGCAGGAGGACGUGAAGAUCUAG